Hymenoscyphus albidus is the source of this 348-nucleotide messenger RNA. NCBI's taxonomy places the organism in Eukaryota, Fungi, Ascomycota, Leotiomycetes, Helotiales, Helotiaceae. The record is from the annotation of a GenBank genome assembly.
AUGUCGAGAUAUAUCUCGCCUAGUCUGGCGAAUGUGGAAUGUCGAAGCGGAUACGGAAUCUGGGUACUGAUUUGGGGGCUUAACUUUGAUCUUCUCCUAUAUCAAUCACUAACCGAAAUAUCUGCAAGAAAGUGUAUCCUCAUACAGGUCUCCAUCAGCAAAUGGUUCUUCAUUAAUGGCAUCCUUGUUCCAGGUAAUAGCCCAUUAGUUAGUUACUCGUGGAGCGCGCCUUAUAUUGAGCGCUAUCGAGUUCGCCCGGGCGGAACUCUGAUGAAGUCCAGCGAACCCAAUUGGGGCCCCUGGGAACUGGAGGAUUUGGCAGAUGACCCUAAUCAGGACUUUAUCUAA